Nicrophorus vespilloides is the source of this 6149-nucleotide messenger RNA. RefSeq names its product protein PRRC2C-like. NCBI's taxonomy places the organism in Eukaryota, Metazoa, Arthropoda, Insecta, Coleoptera, Silphidae. The record is from RefSeq and is a predicted model, not a curated record. Bases 1141 to 5886 code for a protein of 1581 amino acids. Gene Ontology annotation, biological process: positive regulation of DNA-templated transcription. The transcript is spliced from 8 exons. Gene Ontology annotation, cellular component: SWI/SNF complex.
GGAAAAACGUUCGGUUUGCGCGCGCUUCUCGGUUGCCAAUUGGUCCUGCAUAUAUUUAUUAAUACACAUUAUUAACUUUAUUGCCGCCGCAAUUCACCGAAGAGCUUUCAGGUCGUACAGAGAGUAAAGGGGGCGGCGUGGGGGUGUGGAGAACAUUAACCUUCAAAAUUCGUAAUUUAUGUUUCUCCCCGCAUUUACAUUCUCGAUGCUGGUUUCAUUCAUGCCGUUGAGCGUUGUUUUUAUUGCCCGGCUCGUAAAUCAAUUUAUCGCUCUUUAAAUCCUUCGGAAAACAAAGAACGCUCCAGCGCGUAACAUGUUGUUCGGUGGAAGGAGUUGCAUGCAGGAGGAAUGCUUUUCUUUAUGUAGCUUGGAUGAUGAUGAUGUUAAUGACGAUGGAAAGGUGAUUGUUGCUUUGUUUGGAUGUGUGAUGAUGGAAUUCGGGAUAAAAUAAUAAGAUGCGGAAGCUGUUAUGAAUGGGGAAGUCGUGUGGUGAUGAGUGGGGAAAGGAGAUGGAAAAAAAAAGCAGUAAUUUUAUUUUAUUGCUGGGGCAAUUGGCAACGCUGUUUUUUGGGGGGUCAGUGGCGAGAAAUAAGAAGCAGAAGAAGAAGAGCGGGUUGAGUGUGAAUGCUGGCCGUUCCUCUCAGCGUUUCCGGCUUGUUUCGAAGUGCGGAAGCGUUUUCCGCACACGACUCGGCUAUUUAUAGACGAAGACGACCCGGGGCUGCGAUCAGCCUCAGCCCCCAGAACCCUCAAAUACCAACAGAUCGUUCCCCACACUCUCGCGAACGGCAGCUGCAGGCCCUGCGACAAUGAUGUGAGGACGACUGCCUUGGUCACAAUGUCUCUCUUCCUUAAAGUGUUAUAAUGUUGCUGGCCAUUGGGGAGACUGUGUGUGCAGAGAAAAUGGCCCUAUUCGAGUUUGGAUAAGUUUUGUUUUUAUUUUUUUUUUCCUUCUGUUAUCCCAUGAGAAAAGGAACCUGGCCACCUAAGUUAUGAAGUGUUGUGCAUCAAAACAAUCAAUCGAGUGACCUAACAAAUAAAAACAAAAAACAUUCCACAAGUGAAGCAAUAAAAACAUUUACAAACAAUAUAUAUAGAUAUUUAAAAAUCAAGUGAAGAAUCAGCUGUGCGCUACGAACAAUGUCUCAGAAAACGAAGAUGUGUAAAUCUCCUAAAAAUAUUGUUUAUGCUCAAAGUGAUAAGAUUGAGUAUGAGAAUAUGAAUACGAAUUGCACCAUUGUUGGUUCCAACAACCUGCACCUGGUGAAGAAACCUCAGCUUGUGACCAGCAUGUCUCCAGCAUACUCGAACCCCAGCCCUGGAUACCCACCGAGCCCCUACAGCUCGCCGGCUAGUCUCAAGAGCCCUUCACCGCUGAACAUGAAACCACCAACACCUCAACCAAACUCAAUACCAGUGAUGCAAAUAAUACAUAACAGUCAUCCAGUGAUAUCAAGAAAUAUGUCGCAGCCGCAAAAUGUGAUAAAACUGAAACCGCCUUUAAAUAUUUUACCAAAGCCUUCAGCAAGCCCUCAACAAUCUCCCAAACCUAGUGUCAGUCCGCAAAUAGUUUUACCAGCGAAUCACCAGCAAGCUACAAUAAUGCCUACACCGCAACCUCUUCUUUUAAAUCAAAUGCCUAUGCUAACACCUGGUGUACAAUAUAUUUUAAGACCACAUACCGCCAAACUACCAGCUCAAAUGCAACAGACUCAACAGGGUCUGAUACUGCAGCAAGGAGGUCAGCAGCUGCUGCAGCUUCAACCUCCAAGAUCUCAACCGAUGGUGCGCUUACUUUCUAAUGGUGUCGGCUUACCUACCACCACCUAUGUAACACAGGUUGCUCCACAAAAUAAUAUCCAAGUGACGAGCACGCAAAGUACGCCGCCUAAGAAGAAGUCUCACAAGAAGAAGAAGCAGAAACUGGAUUUGGCAAAUAUAAUGAAGCUAUCAGGUAUUGGGGAUGACGAUGAUGUACAGUUCGAAUCGGAUACAUCGCAGAGCGAGAGCGAGCACAAUAUCCAUUCUCAACCGGCCACGCCGCAACCUCAACCUACGCCUCCAACUAUAGUACAAUCGACGCCUUCUCAGGUGGUCCAGACCCAAGGGACCGUCGACGCAAAGCAAAACUCAAAUAAAGUUAAUAAUCUACAAUUAACUGCAGUGCCUCAAACUAUAAACACGACAGGAGCGCCUGUAGUGCAACUGUUGAACCAUCAGACGUUUCAGGGGGGAACACAAACGGCAACUGCACAACCCACGAGUAUACCGUACAGUCCCUUUCUCACACCGAACUUUACCAUUAAUAAUGGACUGAUGGUCCAACGUUCUGGGGGAUUCCGGUUGGCAUUGGGUGAAGAUGGCAGACUGGUGCUGCAGCAUGAUCCCACGCUAAAUCAGGAUAUACAGUCCCAAUUGUUGCUUCAGAAUAUAUUUGGUUUAAACGGCGGGCUCGUUCUGCAGCCGAGUAUAGACCAGCAGAUCCAUUCGCAGACCGUGCAAACGAUACAGCAGCAAUCUGUGCAGACUAUUCAACAGCAAACUGUUCAGUCGCAGACGAUACAGACCGUUCAACACCAAAUAGUUCAGCCACAGACUAUACAAUCGAUACAGUCACAACUCCAAGGUCAAAUACAGUCUUUACUGCAACAACAGAAUCUGGGGUCACAGUCGAUUGCUAUACAGCCUCAGAACAUCACGAUCCAGCCGCAAGGAUUGCAAAGCUUGCAGGUGUCGCAGCCAAUCAGCAUACAGUCACAAUUGCAAUCCCAGCCAAUUACUAUCCAAUCGCAGGCACCCAUCAAUCAGAUCGCAUUGGCCUCCCAGAGUCAACCGAUUUGCAUGGUGACACAAACUCAACCAAUCAAUAGUCAUAUUCCAAACAUUCAGUCUACAUCACAGCCACAAAUACAUUCACAAUCAGCCCCGGUCCAAAUUUCCCAGGCGAACCAUAUGAUCAGUUUAACGCAACCCAGUCAAAUCUUAUCCCAAAAUCAUACAAGCAAUCUGACGAGCGUUCAACAGCAACAAGCGCAAGUGCAGCAGCAACAACAACCGCAAGUGCAGCAACAACAUCAGCAAGCACAACCGCAACAGAUUCAACCUCAAGUGCAGCAAAGGUUGCAACAGCCGCAGCAGAUUCAACCUCAGCAGCCACAGCAGAUACAACAGCCGCAACAAAUACAACCACAGCAGUUGCAGCAGCCACAACAAAUACAGCAACAACCGUUUACUCCGUUGUCGCAACCUAAUGUUGGGAGUCAACCAGUGUUGAAGGUGCAACCUUUCCAGAAAAGUCAACCACCUGUUCAAACUGUACACCCAAUCCAUCAUCACAACUCCCAACAGCCGCAACAACAACCAUCACAAUCAACGUCUUACGUUGUAAAUUUAACCCCUGAGCAAUUGGAGCAGCUCAAGCGUGACGGUCAAUUAACGAUAAAUGGACAAACAAUAUUCAUGCAGCGAAGUACUAGUACUACAAAGAUCGAAGAGAAGAAAACUUCACCUAAGAUAAAGCCUAUCAAAAAGACGAUUAAAUUGACUGCCAUUAGAGAGAAACUGCCUACUGGGAAUAGUCUUGACAAAGUUAUUAAUAAUGUGAUUAAGGAUUCAGGAAAGUCGGGUCCCGUUUGUAUAGCCCAACGGACUCCCAUCAAGUGCCAAGUGACACAGGCCUCCGUGCAAACCCAACAUAGUACGACCACUACGACGCCAGCUGUAUUAAAGGCUCAGCCUGCGGCAAUCAUUCACCCAUCGGUGCAGCCGACCACUCAAAUACAACCAAAAGUUCAAAUUAUUGCACAACCUAAGGUAAGCCAAGAAAUCGCGCCUAAUCAUCCGGAAGUUGACAAGUUUUUGGGCCAAUUAGUUGAGGAUAAUACUGCUCAAAAGCGACAUCCAAAUAAAGCUAUUGUUACUAAGAGUGUUGCUAAUGUUACAACUCCCCAGAAUAAUCUGGUGCAUAAUUCCGUGGCAACAUCAAUUCCGCAGCCUCGGCCACCGCUAGCAAUACCACCGCAGAUCGCAAAUCCCACGCAGAGAGUGCACACUAUACAGUUGACUCCACAGAAACAGCAACAUUUAAAGAGCAUUCAGGUACAAAUACAGGCGCUGUCGUCACGUUUAGGAUCUGGUGACACUGACGCCCAGGAGGCGCUCAAGUUGCUUUUCCAGGAACAGCAGAAGAUUCUGGCGACAGGAAAACUUCUGCCGCCAGAUAAAGUGUUUUAUCACAAUAAUCAACUUGUGGUCAAGAACGAUGUAGUUAACACGACGAAUAACAGACAUCCAAUUACGACGACCAGUAGUGCUGUUACCAAUGGACCUCAAGUGCUGACCCAACCACCGACGGUGGCCCAGACGCAACAAAAAUUGAUAGUUUCCAGUGCUUCUGAAAUUCAAGUACAAAAUGCAAUAACCUCUGUAAAAAAGAAUAUUUUGCCAAUUACGCAACCACCAUCGUCAACAUCAUCUUCGGCCGUCGUAUCAUCUGCUCCAUCUUCAACGCCAACUCCGACUAUCACCUCUGUAGUAUCAUCGACACCGAGUAUUCAGAGUUCCAGUACACAACGUUUCAUGCCACUUUAUACUAAAGUGCAAUUAAUCGAGCAACAAUUGAACACGGAUCAAAACGGAGCAGUUAAACCGGAUAUUCAGACUCCAUUUAAGAAUAAAGCUGACGCUUGCAAACGGUUGAUUAGGUAUCAUUGCUUCGAUCAACCGGUGUUGAGUCAGAAGGACCUUAACAAGGCCGACGAAAUCUUCGAGUUGACUGCUAAACAUUUCAUUGACAAAUUUGGAAGGAUGGUGGACAAAUACAGAUUUUUGCUGCACAAAGAAAGUCAACGCCACGUACAAACUUCGGAACUGAUGAUGUUGGACAGAAUGUUCCUUGCCGAAGAGCAGCAGUCAUUAAUCAAACUGCGACAGGAUAUGGAUGAAAAAAAUCAAGAGAUGCAGCAGUCGUCGCAACAGGGAGUUGCCGGGACCUCUGCAGGUUCGGAUGAGAGGAGAAACGAAGAUGGUGAAGACUAUGAUGAAUGGGCAUGUAUUCAGAGAGAGUUGGGUUGUAUACCAAUGACCGGGACUGCUAGUGGCUGUGAGGGCAAGCAAACGCCUGUGACUAGUACUGCAACUAUGGCGACGACGACGACAACGACUUCCGCGAGUACUCUGAGCACGACGACCGCCACGAGCAGUAAUUCGCAGUCGAUGAAGAGGUCGUCGAGCGCGGACUCGAGGCUUGAGACGUUAAAGAAGUUUCGCGUCGACAAGCAUUGCAAGAAGAUGGAAGUAGUGAGUGCUAAUUGUACGAAAGCCAAUUACCAAAGUAGCAAUACGAACGUAUUCACGACAACGGUCGUCCACGGUGCUAAUUACCAAAGUAACGAGAUCAACCAACGGGCGAUCCAACGGACGAACGCUCGUAAUAUGCAGACCAAUCAGGAUAUGCCUUUUCACCACAACUCAUCCAUCCAUAGUUAUUCCUCGAACUCCGUUCAUCACAUCCAGAAUCCCAUCCAGAGGGUACACAACAUGCAUCACCAGCACGUGGUGCAUAACCAGCAGCUAGUUCAGCGUAACGUUCAGCAUUACAGCAGCACCCAGCAUAUAGUGCAGCACAUCACGCACACAGUACAUCAUACUCAGCAGAUGCAUCACACGACGGGAGCUGGAAGUAGCGGCAGCAGCAGCAGCACUACCCAUCAUCACCAUCACAGUAGCAGCAUCCAUUCCCAAAAUAGCUACAGCAGUGGUAACGAGGAGCUAGACAAUAACGAUAGCAUCGACGAGCAGGUUCAAUCUGCUAUAGAUUCAAUAUUGAACCUGCAGCAGAACACGAGCCUAGACCUUGACGAGACGGUUCAGAGCAUGCUGUCGUGACGUUAACGUUACGAGUUUCUUUUAUACACCAUCAAUAUGUACAAAGGAAAGAAGGAUAUUCUUCAUAGUUUUUACGUUCACCGUGUAUAUAUAUAAUUAUAUUUUUAACAGCAAUUGUAACGGACGAAAAAAGUAAAUUGAAAGCAAUCCCUCCUCAGUAAAGAAAAGCUAAUAUUUAACAACAACAACAACAAACGGCAACUAAACUAAUGGCAGCAAAAGCAACCUAUGAAUCACAAAACAAUUUAGUUCAUUAUUUUAUU